Molecule: messenger RNA, 624 nt
Organism: Prorocentrum cordatum
Lineage: Eukaryota; Dinophyceae; Prorocentrales; Prorocentraceae
Source: the annotation of a GenBank genome assembly
UCAAGCGAUCAUCCAGCGGGUGGGCGCUGCCAAUACCAGCAGUCAUCAGAAUGACCGCAGCCGGUGCCAUGGCAUCCCCGCGCCUCGCGCGGCGGCACGGCGGCGCGGCCUCAUUCGGGCUGCUGGCUGCUGGGGCGGCGCUGGCGCUGCUUGCCGGCAGCCCACGCCAGAGCGUCGUCGAGCCGCUUGCAGCUUUCACCCUGGCUGGCAAGGCGGACGCGGCGGGCCUGCGGCUGUUCUCGGCGGAAGACGUGGGCGCCAGCCGGGUGGCGAUGCGGAACUCUGGCAGGCACCACCAUCGGGGAGGCUACCAGAAGGGAACGGGCUCGAGGACGAUGAAGCGUUUCAAGGAGCCGGACGAGGUCCUGAUCUACAACAAUGCACUGGCACGCCAGAAUCACAAGUACGAGGGCCUGAAGAAGAGGCACUUCCUGAGGAGGCUCCAGCACAAGCGCUGGGUGGCGCAGAGCACGUUGCCCCGCCGCUUCGGAUACGCCUUGAAGUGGCUCGACAACCUUGGCUGGGGUGUUAUCAUUGACCAGGAGAAGAAGCAGCAGUACAAGGUGUAUCGUGAGGAUAUCUCGGAAGAUGCGUGCCCCUUCAACCACAGGACGUUGCAAAGGG